This is a messenger RNA of Exophiala oligosperma, 1005 nucleotides long. RefSeq lists its product as uncharacterized. Lineage: Eukaryota; Fungi; Ascomycota; Eurotiomycetes; Chaetothyriales; Herpotrichiellaceae. The record is from RefSeq and is a predicted model, not a curated record. The transcript has 2 exons. The coding region runs from base 1 to 1005 and encodes 334 amino acids. Gene Ontology annotation, molecular function: oxidoreductase activity.
AUGAGCGUUUACGAUCACAGAACUUCGAGGGCAAAACGUCUGGCGAUCUCAAGGAGGGCUUUUUCUUCGGGAAGGUCUUUUCCUCAACACCAUCCUUACGUUCAAGAAGGCAGGCUGCACUGUGGCCAAAACGUCUACCCAAGCGAGCUGCGUGACCAGGAUCGCUUCAAGACAACGGUGACCCAAUACCACCAGGCAAUGACUGCUUUGGCGGAAGAUAUCACCCGCCUCCACUGCAUUUCUGGUGAUGAUGUUAGUUGUGGAGGGCUGAAGAUAUCCGGAUACUACACCCCAGGGACCUUCCAGCAGUAUGUCCUUAGCAAGGCGAACUAUGUCACGCCGAUUCCAGAAGACCUUGCUAGUGAGAUAGCUGCUCCGCUCUUGUGUGGCGGGGUGACGGUGUAUUCUGCUCUCAAGAAGUCAGGCGCUCAGCCAGGAGACUUUGUUGUGAUACCCGGAUGCUCGGGAGGAUUGGGACAUCUAGGUUUGCAGCUGGGAAGCCGUGUCUUUGGGUACAGAAUGAUUGGCAUUGAUUCGGGCGACAAGAAAGCCAUCGCAGAGGAGUGUGGCUGCGAAUUUUUCUUCGAUCUAGGAGCGUACAGCCGGGAUGAGGAGGGUACCGAGAAGCUCAUCGAGGACAUCAAGAAGACCAGCGACGGGCAGGGAGCAACGGCGGUUGUCCUCUGCACCGGCAGCAAAGCGGCAUAUGAUAUGUCGAUCAGGUUACUUCGAACCAAAGGGACCGUGGUUUGCGUGGGAGUUCCCAAUGGUGAUGUGACGCCUAUCGCAGGAGCGGAUCCGGGAACCUUGGUGGCGAAACAGCUCAAGAUUGUUGGCAGUGCUGUGGGCAACCGCCUCGAGGCAAUCGAGACCCUAAACUAUGCUGCAAGGAGGUUGAUCAAGACCAAAAUCACGGUUGAAAAUCUGCAGAGCCUGAACGAGGUGUUUCGGAAAAUCAAGGAUGGUCGGCUCCAAGGGCGAGCUGUGAUCUCUCUGACGGACUAG